UCAAGCCUACUUCUAUGCUUGUAACAAACACGUAAAUACUGACAACAUAUUUUAUAUGCUCUAAACUUUAAAUUACCAAAAGCUUAAUCAUAUUAUGUUUAGUUAAAAGAUAAAAAAUAGUUUAUUCAAGUAGGCAUAUUACAAUGCGUUUAUGAACGUCAAAUAAACCUUAAGUUUAGAUCCACAAUAGUAAAGUUGAUAAUGCAGUCGGAGUCGGCAGUAUCGGAGUUGCACGUGAAAACUGAACCCUCAUGGGAUGAUGUGUGUACAAACAACGCUACCUCGUGCUCGGCGGUCUGCAUAAAAGAGGAGGAUGUGUGUGUAAAAGAGGAAACCUCUGACCCAGAGGAUGGUGCAGGCGGCGUGAGCGAGGCGGCCGCGGCGGCGGGGCUGUACACCGAUCAUGCCGUGAAAGACGAGCUCUUGCUUGGCCCCAUACUAGUGGAGCAUCGCGGUCGAGGUGUCUACGCACAGAAAGUGCAAAGUCAUCAGCAGGAACGAAACGGGAGCCCCACAAUAUUUACUAUUAAUAAAACCUACCAAUGUGAUCACUGCAGUUACACAGCGGCUAGAAAGUCUACUUUAGUUAGUCACAUAAAGACACACACCAGUGAGAAACUCAAAUGUGACUAUUGUGAUUACUCAGCCAAGAGUGAAGGUUUAUUGAGUAGGCAUUUAAGAAUGCACUUAAGAAACAUUAAGGAACCCUUAAAAAUUAAGCAACAUGUCAAAUGUAGUCAAUGUAGUUUCAUAUCUGUCAACAAAGGUGCAUUAUUACAACAUGAAAGGACGCAUAGCGCAACUUACAAAUGUCGUCAUUGUAGUUAUGUUCGUAAAAAUAAAAGUAAAGUAGAAAUACAUGAAAAGAAACACACUGAGAAACCAUAUAAAUGUGAUGUAUGCAGUUUUGCAACUAUUUACGAAAGAAGCCUUAAAUUGCAUAAAAAAAGACACGACUCACCCAUACAAGAAACGAGGCGUACCAGUAAAAAGCCCUGCUGCAAACCUCGACAUCGAAGCAAACUGAUAUCUCACAAAUGUCAUCUUUGCAGUUAUACUUCUUUUAGCAAAGCUGAUUUACGACGGCAUGGAUUGACGCAUACUGGUGACAAGCCAUACAAAUGUGGAAAAUGUGGUUAUUCUACUGUAGAAAAAAGGAGGUUACGAAUCCAUGAAACUAAACACAAAGGAGAAAAACCUUACAAAUGUGAAUACUGUAGCUACGCAACCCAUGAUCAAAGGUGUUUACGAAUUCAUGAAAAAAGGCAUGCUGAACAAACACAAACAGUCAUACAUAAAUGUGGCAAAUGUUCCUAUUCUACUACAGAAAGCAAAAGGUUACUAAUCCAUGAAUUAAUAAAACACAGCAGUGAAAAACCUUACAAAUGUGAGCUAUGUAGUUUUGCUACCCAUCUGGAGACUAACUUACGGAUACAUGUAAAGAGACAUACUGACUACAGUGACUGCAGGCAAAAACCCAUAUACAAAUGUAGCAAAUGUAGCUAUACUUGUAACCAAAAACUUUCUGUAUUAGAGCAUGAAAGGAGACAUACUGGUGAAAGGCCUUACAAGUGUGGUCACUGCAGUUUUUCUACUAGCUACAGACGUAAUUGGCGAGUCCAUGAAAAAAAACAUAAGGUGAUGGAGUCCACUACUGCUGCCGCCGAGCAGCACAGUGAAGCAUGCCAUCAGAGCGACUGGGAUCACACUUACGCGAGAAGAGACCCUGCACCAAGAGCGCGAGGCAGGAAUGUUUCUUAUUAUUUGCUUGGACAAACCGUCGCACUCAGUGUUACAGACAUAAGAUUUAAUUCCAACUAG
Cydia splendana is the source of this 1821-nucleotide messenger RNA. RefSeq names its product zinc finger protein 182-like. Bases 202 to 1821 code for a protein of 539 amino acids. The record is from RefSeq and is a predicted model, not a curated record. NCBI's taxonomy places the organism in Eukaryota, Metazoa, Arthropoda, Insecta, Lepidoptera, Tortricidae. Gene Ontology annotation, molecular function: DNA-binding transcription factor activity, RNA polymerase II-specific; RNA polymerase II transcription regulatory region sequence-specific DNA binding. The transcript has 3 exons. Gene Ontology annotation, biological process: regulation of transcription by RNA polymerase II.